UCCCUCUUCAAUAAAAGCUCAUAAAUUCAGUACUGGAUAUUGGAUAAACACAGUUAAAGAAGUGUUCCAAAGGAUUUUUUUUUUUUUCUUUUUUGUUUUUUAAAGUGCUCGGUUUCCCUGCAAAGCUGCAACAGUGUUUCGUCUCUUUCUUGCAGGCAAAUAUAGCAAGUAAAAAAUCAAACUUUGAUUUUGACUCGAACUUUUUUCUUUUUAACCUUCUCUAUUCAAAAUCUCUCUCUUUCUCCUUCUUGAGAAACAGGACAUGAAUUUUUCUAGUCUGUUACUCCUGCCCAUGUGGGCAUUGUUUAGCACAUCUUUGUUUUUCUUGGUUGAUACCAGACCAGAGUCAACAACACUCUCCACCAGUUCUGGGGCUGCCUUUCUUGUUAACAAGGAACCCAUUUCUUCGUUUUCUUCAGAAAUGGAAGCUCAAUCUCCAGGGGUGCCUCUGACUGCUGUGGUUAAAGUAGUACACCAUCAAGAUUUGAACAAGAGAAUCCUCAUAGCACUAAUUGUUGCCUCCUCUCUUCUUGGGGGAAUCUUGCUGUUUCUGUCAUGUUUUUGGAUCUACAAAAUGAAAAACUCUAAAAACUGUAGUGGCAAAAGCAAACAAAAUUUUGAUUCUGCAAAUGGGCAUUCACUGAGUCCAAUUCUGGAUAAAUUUAAUUCCUCAAGGAUGGUUGGUAAGAAAGGUUCAAUUACUUGGGUGGAAUAUAAGUUGUUAGAAGCUGCAACGAACAAUUUCCGGGAAAAUAGUCUAUUGGGUGAAGGUGGUCAUGGACGUGUAUAUAAAGCUCAUUUUGAUGACAAGGUACUAGCAGCUGUUAAAAAAUUGGAGGGUGGAGGACAGGACAUUCAAAGAGAAUUUCAGAAUGAGAUGAAGUGGUUGACAAAGAUUCAGCACCAGAACAUAAUUUCUCUUUUGGGUUACUGCAUUCACGGCGACACAAAGUUUCUUGUGUAUGAAAUGAUGCAAAAUGGGUCUCUGGAAAGUCAAUUGCAUGGACCAACUCAUGGAUCAGCUUUAACAUGGCAGCUGCGGUUGAAAAUUGCUGUUGACAUUGCAAGAGGACUAGAAUAUCUUCACGAGCAUUGUAAUCCUCCUGUCGUCCAUAGAGAUAUAAAGUCAUCAAACAUUCUUCUAGAUUCCAACUUCAAUGCCAAGCUUUCAGAUUUUGGCCUUGCUGUAACUUCUGGGGUUGAAAACAAAAACAUAAAGCUUUCUGGGACUUUAGGCUAUGUUGCCCCAGAGUACCUUUUGGAAGGUAAAUUAACCGAUAAAAGUGAUGUCUAUGCCUUUGGAAUUGUCCUUCUAGAGCUCCUCAUGGGAAGAAGACCAGUGGAAAAGUUAUCAGAGGAUCAACAUCAGUCUAUAGUAUCAUGGGCCAUGCCUCAGCUUACUGACAGAUCAAAGCUUCCGAAUAUCGUGGACCCUGUAGUCAAGGACACUAUGGAUUUGAAACACUUGUAUCAGGUAGCUGCGGUUGCAGUACUAUGCAUACAACAAGAACCAAGCUAUAGGCCAUUGAUAACGGAUGUCUUGCAUUCACUCAUCCCUCUCGUACCUCUCGAGCUUGGAGGUUCGCUAAGGAUUACAGAGCCUCUGCCUCCUGCCCUGCAUUCUGACCAAUGAUGAUGGAAUAUGCAGAUAUGUUUCUGUUCUUUUAAGAUCAUUCUUUCUGAUGACUGUUUCCUUAGUAGAAUUUACAGGAAUUUUUUGUCUUUUUGUUUUUUUGUCAUACAGUUGUAAAUUGAUAUUAAUAUGAUUUAUCCAUAUAUUGCUAAGUCAAAUUAAGUCUUUCUUGUUAUAAAAUUAGGAGGGAAAAAAAAGAAAAAAGGUAGGGUAAUGAUUUUCAUCAAGCAUUUUCUAUGUCAACAAGAAACUUGAUUCUUAUCACUUUAUUUUCAAAUUAGGUAGGUCACAGGUUUAAUGACACAGCAAUAAAUUGUGGCCCUUUCCAUGAUGGGGAUAAAUCAUGUGGUCACCACUGUCCUUUCACUUAAAGAAAUUAGGGUUUUUAAUUUAAUUCAUUGAUA
Messenger RNA from Jatropha curcas, 2037 nucleotides. RefSeq names its product putative receptor-like protein kinase At1g80640. Gene Ontology annotation, biological process: protein phosphorylation. Gene Ontology annotation, molecular function: ATP binding; protein kinase activity. The record is from RefSeq and is a predicted model, not a curated record. Lineage: Eukaryota; Viridiplantae; Streptophyta; Magnoliopsida; Malpighiales; Euphorbiaceae.